This is a messenger RNA of Opisthorchis viverrini, 297 nucleotides long. RefSeq lists its product as hypothetical. Gene Ontology annotation, molecular function: ATP-dependent peptidase activity; ATP binding; single-stranded DNA binding. Gene Ontology annotation, biological process: proteolysis; protein catabolic process; mitochondrion organization. The transcript has a single exon. The annotation marks the transcript as partial. NCBI's taxonomy places the organism in Eukaryota, Metazoa, Platyhelminthes, Trematoda, Opisthorchiida, Opisthorchiidae. Gene Ontology annotation, cellular component: mitochondrial matrix. The record is from RefSeq and is a predicted model, not a curated record.
AUUUUUCGCAAAGUUGCCUAUCAACUGGUCAACGUGGAGAAACAGCCACCCAUAAUCGUUGGUGUCGAUAAUUUGAACUCCUACGUGGGGCAUCCCGUGUGGAUCACCGACCGUCUGUACGAAUCCGAGACCCCACCAGGUGUUGUCAUGGGUCUAGCAUGGACUUCCAUGGGUGGGUCUGUUCUGUACAUCGAGUGUACCAACAAGGUGCCGUUCAGCGAUGUACCUGCGCAAAGCGAACGAAAAACCGACGACGCUUCGUCUGAUUCCGACGUGGAUGAGCCCAAGCUACCAAAG